Messenger RNA from Gamsiella multidivaricata, 741 nucleotides. RefSeq lists its product as uncharacterized. The record is from RefSeq and is a predicted model, not a curated record. The transcript has a single exon. The coding region runs from base 136 to 372 and encodes 78 amino acids. Lineage: Eukaryota; Fungi; Mortierellomycota; Mortierellomycetes; Mortierellales; Mortierellaceae.
AGCAAGAGGAUGAAGAGAGGGAGAGACAGGUUCGCGCCCAACGGGCCAACGGGCCAAUGGACCAAAGGGUGUUGAAUGGGUUAGAGGUUUUUUUUUUAUAUAUAUAUAUAUAUAUUUUUGGUCUUGUUGCACAAGAUGGAUCGUGCGCUUUUGCAGCCGUCGAAUUGUGUGUGUGGGAUCUUCUUUUUUCUUGUGUCAGCCAAUGCCAUGGGAUGGUCUAAUAAAAAAAAAUGGCGUAUUUCUACCCUCCCCGCCCCUUCCCUUGUUUGUCGCGGGCCUAUCAGUGCUCUGGACAUGAGCAUAUGUUUGUACAUGUACAACAAAACGGAGGAGGAAAGACCUAGCUUUUUUUUUUUUUUUUUUUUUUGCUGAGUAAGGGAGGAGGAGGAGGCAAGGAGGGGGGGAGUGAUUGGACAGGUCCAACACGGUAGGGGUAUUCCUUGAAGGAAGACUAGGUUCAUUAUUGUUUCAUUUUUUUUUUUCCCAAGGGCGGGUCCGCUGACUAGUAGGGUAAAAUGGGGGAGAGGGGGUUUGGCUUAGUGAGGAAUGGUCUAGAACAUGGAGAUUAAGCGUGUACUGCAGAAGAAGCAGCAGAAAGAAAGAAAGAAACAAGGAGGAAAGGGGCCGGAAGGAUGGAAAGAACCCGACGAUGGGCUGCGGUAGAAAAAAAGCAUUGUCCCCCUGGGAGAGAGAGAGAGAGAGAGAGAGAGAGAGAGAGAAAGAGAGGAGUCUCUAGUACAU